AAUCUAGCAUUUUCUCAGUGACGAAGAAAUUUCAUAAACCCCAAAAGUAGAGUGAGAAGAAACUGAAGUAUGGUAUUGCUUUGCUUCGUGUUGGAUUUGCGGAGCUUAUCACCUCCAAUUCUUCGAGAUCUGAAGCAGUCACUGUUGCAGCUUGCUAAUUAUUAUGCAGUUUCGUGUCCGAAAAUUGAUAAUAGUUCUAGAGGAAUUCAAUCGCAGUCGAAAACACUGCUCGAUCGCAUUGGACUUUGUUAUGUUCUGAGGAAUCGAAUUUCUUGUUCCGAUGAGCUGAAGAUAGCGUAUAGUCCCCAAGUAAACUUCAAUUUGCGUGAUUUUCAUCAUGCUGUGAACAGUUUGCCUACGGAUGCUUUCUUUUCCGAAUCCAACGAUUCCGGGGCCCUAUGCAAGGACCUGAAACUGACGGAUGUUCUGAGUGAAAAAAAUGUAUACUCUUGGGGAAAUCGUGAUAGAAACAUAGGAAAAAAAGUGAUUCUGAUUAGUUCUUAUCUUGUUGGUACCCUGGAUUCUGCAACAAUGAAGGCUCUCAUGGAUGCGAGCGACAAGUGUGUUUCAGUGGAAUUUAUUUUGUUGGAGCAAGCAUCAAGCCAGCUUGGUGAUAUCACUGACGAUAUCAGCCAUUUCGUGGAGCAGAUUGGUUUUUGUAAAAACUGCUCUUUUCAGACACGUGUUCCAGAUAAACACGUACUGCAAUGUCUCACCAAAAGAUGGUUUGAGGAUUUAAAGGAUGACAGGAAAGAACCAUUACAAGCUCGUUUCAUAUUCAAGACCAGUUUGAUAAGCAACCUGAACCAGAUAACCUGCAACUUGUGCACAUCCUUCAAUCCCAUAGUUGACGAGUUCAUUUCUUGUCAGACAUGCAGAUGUCACGGCAUUCCAUUGGACCAGUCAAAUACGAGCCAGACUAAGAGGUCUUCUUGUCCAGUAACCAAUGAUGAUCUUGGAGCUAUAGAUAUAAUUGAGAACUCUGUUAGGGUUGGCGAACAAACGAUGCUACAUAUGCCCUCUUUCAAGGACAGUCCUGAACUGAAGCAAGUUUCAUUACCUGUUGACUUCAAUGUCAUUAAGAGGACCAACUUAGGAUCAUUAAGUGAAGGGGUGAUUAUGGGAACGACCUACUUUGUCACUGCAUCAACUUUUCUGGAUCCAGAUAGGAACAAGAGUUCGGAAACGGAGCUAAACAGUCAACUUUUUCAAGUGGUAUGCACUGUUCUAAAUUCCCAUGAUCAGGGUCUGGUUUGCUCUUCUACUUGUAAUAUCGAAACUCAGAGGGAGACUUCAUUCCAGUGCUAUUACAUUCUCUUACCUUCGGACAAAGGGACGAUGCUUCUCAGGAGGCUUUCAGCAUCAGAAGAGUUCUUGCCUAUCUUUGACGCCAGCCAACACAUUAGCUCUGUUGUAGCUGAAGAGAUCGAAAACACAGUUCAAGCCUCUUUGCUAAAGAUGGAAGUAAGCGACUACAAUCCAUUCCAGCACGAGAGAGGUUUCCAUAAAAAACUGAACGUGCUUGUUAAACAGAGCCUGCAAUUCGGGGCAAUACUUCCUAAAACAAAAGAAGUAAUCCCAGAGUCAGAAGUGUACCUACAAAACUCCGAGGUACAACCAUCAAUGCAGGAGGCAGAAGACAUAGUUAUCAAAGUAGAUGAACUACCACAACUCGAUUCCAAACAAGGAGAAAAAAACAAAACUUCCCCAUGUCUCGCGGAAGAAUGGGAACAGCUCAUUGUUAACGAACUCGGAGGGGUAAAUUCCCCAACGUGCAUUUACAAUUCAAAUCUCGAUAAACUCGUUACAUCACCGUCACAAAGCAACAAGCAAAUGGAUGAGAAAACUUCUAGAAUACUCGAGAGGCUCGAACUCCCGUGGAAGCUGAAAAGAAAAGCUGUUUCACCUGCAAUUUCGAGCAGUGCUGUUUCUGGUGAUGUGCGGGGCCCGGUGAAGAAGCCCCUGAUAGCCUAUAGGCCCAACGAUACUGCUGCAGAUCAACGGCUGAUAUUGAGCCAGCCGAUCAAGCCCAAUUUCCAGAGGAUCAAACGGCCGAGAUAGAUCAACUUUAUGAGGUUAGUUUGGUUUGCAUUAUUUUUACUAGCCAGCGCAUAAGGGAAAAAAAAAACAAAAAAACGAAUAUGAAUUGUGAAACUCAUCAUUAGAGACAAAGAGAAGAGAGCAAAUAUAAUAGUACGUAUACAUACAUACAUUUGCAGGUGGUUGGGGAAAA
This is a messenger RNA of Erythranthe guttata (spotted monkey flower), 2233 nucleotides long. RefSeq lists its product as uncharacterized. Lineage: Eukaryota; Viridiplantae; Streptophyta; Magnoliopsida; Lamiales; Phrymaceae. The record is from RefSeq and is a predicted model, not a curated record.